Messenger RNA from Metarhizium brunneum ARSEF 3297, 1773 nucleotides. RefSeq lists its product as uncharacterized. NCBI's taxonomy places the organism in Eukaryota, Fungi, Ascomycota, Sordariomycetes, Hypocreales, Clavicipitaceae. The record is from RefSeq and is a predicted model, not a curated record.
AUGCCUUUCGUUCCCUUUGAUGAGGAGAUGACCGACUUGUUCCAGGAGUCCUGGCUUUCGGAAGACCCAGAUGCCAACACUGGGUCAAUACCGAUUGUCCUUGAUCCUGAGCAAGCCCCGAUUGGCCUUUACGUACCGGCCGAACAGGAGCCCGCUGCCGCCACUGCCGCCGCUGCCGCCUCUUUCGUGGACCCCAGCAUGCUCGGUUUGGACGGUACUGGCGGCGACUUUCUUCCUGGUUUUCAACCUUUGGACAAUGGUAUGACGGACCCCAUGGACGUGGACAACAUUCCUGAUCAUCAGGACGAAUUGCCCACUCCCCUUGGCGGUUUGAACGGCUCUCUGGUUUCGGGUAAAUUUAUCAAUCUAGAUGACACUAGUCAUCUAGAUAUCUUUCUUAAUCUGGACAACGCCGGCAAUCUGGACAACGCUGGCAAUCUGGACACCUCUGCUGUAGACCCGCUGGUGUAUUACUCGCCGCCAAAAGUCCAGCAUAUACAGCCCAAUUCAUGGCAGCUGGGCCCUCGGAGCGCAUGGGACGCCUACCAGCCCUCGAACUUCCCGGUUUCGUCGGCUGGUCACGAAUUCGAACAAUUUCACAUCAAGUUCGACUAUCGCCCCUUGCCGCCCAGCCGAAGCCUACGCGAGCCCAAGGCAGCCAAGAUGUACGUUGAAAAGUACACACCUCGGGAGCCGAAAUGGGCGUAUCCCAUCGUCCUGGUCCACGGCGAUUUCCACACGGGCAAAAUCUGGGCCACCAAGCCCGACGGCAAGCAAGGAUGGGCGGCCUUUUUCAUCAACAAGGGCUUCACCGUCUACGUCGUCGACCUGCCUGCCUGCGGACGAUCCAUCGAAUUCGACCAGUCCAUCGUCCAAUGGAGCAAGUACGCGAGCUGCACGGCAAAGCUCACCCGCGACAAUGCCGAAGCCACGUGUACAGCGGCGAGCAAGUUCCAGCGAUGGCCCGACGCCCACAAGCACACCCAAUGGCCAGGAAAUGGACUGCGAGACGACGGAAUUUUCGAAACGUACAUGGCUUCGACGGUGCCCCUGUACUUCCGCCGACACGAACGACAAGCCAUCGGCAAGGAGGCCCUGACAAAGCUCGUCCAGCGCACCGGGCCGGCCAUUCUCCUCGGCGAAGGGAGCGGCGCCACGCUCUCGUACCUGGCGGCGGACGCGCUCCCCGACACCGUCAAGGCCGUCCUGGCCGUGGAGCCCGCCGGCCCCCCGGGAGGCACAAGCCGCGCGCUCAAGGACAACGCGCUCGUCUUCACCAACCAGGUCCGGUACUUCGCGCAGCACCGGCCGUACGGGCUGGCCGACAUCCCGCUCACUUUCGAGCCGGCUGUGCCCGAGCCGGCCUACGACGAGCACGGCGUCACCCAGCCGCCGCUGGACCUGUUUGCGACCGCCGUGGGCACCAGCAACGGCGUCUGCCUGCUUCAGCGUGGCGGGCCGGAGCUCAGGCAGGCCGACACCACGGGCAGGGUGCUGCCGCCGGAGGCGCGCCCGGGCAUGGUCAGGAAGCUGGCGGCGCUGGGCAAGGUGUGCCAGCUCGUGGUGACGGCGGAGGCGAGCCACCACGCGACGUGCGACGGGGCCACGGUCGCGUUUAUGCGGCAGGCUGGCGUCGGCGUCGACCACAUCAAGCUCGAGGAGGCGGGUGUCUGUGGCAACGGCCACCUCAUGUACCUGGAGAAGAAUAGCGACGCGGUCGCCCAGGUCAUCCUUGAGUGGGUGGUGUCGAGGGUGCCAGGGGCCUCGUUGUGA